GCACUGAAAUGUAGGUAGAAAGGUACUUUAUUAACGUCGCACCAGAGCUGAAAGUGGUUACAGAUAUCUCCUGCUGCUUAUGAUCCUGAACAAAGCUUGACGACUACAUUAGAACCCAUUCCGAAAUAUUCGUUUUUUCACAAACCUUAAAACAUCCUAAACCGGACAAUAUGUCUGGCCGAUAUGACAUGAAAACUGUUCAGGAUUCAACACCUAAAUGUAAUUUUGGACAGAGGCCCAAAGAUACAGAGCCUGACAACAAUCCUGCUCCUGGUUAUUACGAUGCAAAUUCCUGUCUGCAGAAUGUGGAAGAUAAGAACCCAAGCUACACAUUCGGACAUAAACGUUCACUUCCAAAUGUUGAAUCAAACCCCGCUCCUGGUUAUUACGAUGCAAAUUCCUGUCUGCAGAAUGUGGAAGAUAAGAACCCAAGCUACACAUUCGGACAUAAACGUUCACUUCCAAAUGUUGAAUCAAACCCCGCGCCUGGACAGUAUGAUUCCGAUCAAGCUUUAAAGAAAGUGGAAGAUUCAAAGCCCGUUUAUUCAUUUGGAGAGAAGCAUCAUCACACUCAAUAGAUGGAUGACACACUGGGUAAUCCUAACGUCUGAUGAAAGAACACAAAAUAUUACUACAUGUUAGAAUAGAAGCAUUUGUUUUCGCUUCCAAUAAGGACAUUACAAUUGUAUUACAUUUACUAUAUAUUCAGGGGUUAGACAAAAUUGUGGAAAUAUACCAACUCUAACUCUAUGAAAGCUCUAUACUAACUCUAUGAAAAUAACUUUCGUUUUUUAGCAACAAAUGUUCUGGAAGCUUUUACAUGACAAAGCUCUUGGCACAGAUUUAAAGAUCAUGCUUUGAGGUUUUAGAAAUGGUAUAUUUUGACCCAUGCAAAAUUCGGAUCGACCCAAUUGAGGAGAGGAAGUUAUUAACUUAUUUUGAAAUCAUACUAUAGGAUUGCAAUAUUUAAAAGGAUAAUUGCCAAUUUAAGUUCUGGGUACGCAGUACCUAGACCAGGGGCUAUCUGCUCUUUUAUCGAAAUAUUAUAGAAUUAAGGAAAGAGGGGGAAUGAGAAGAUUACGUUAGUAAAUUAACAUGAUAAUAAAAUACACAAAAAUGAAAAAUCCUGGAUAGGAAAAAAAUUCAUAUAUAAAUGUGGUAAUUAUAUAUACUUUUUCAAGUAUAGUGGUAUUUAAAAUAGGAAAAGAGCCUAUAAUUCCUACAUGCUCAUUUCAGUCCAUGUAAAUUUUACAUGGUUACCCAUGGACACCAUUUCUAACAACUUUAAACACUAUCUUUUAAAUUGUGCCAGCUGUCUAACCAUACGAAAUCUUCUAAAACAUUUGCUGCUGUAAGAAAGAUUGCUUACAUAGAGUUAGCAUAAAAGUAUUACCAUAUUUUUGUCCAUCCCCUGCACAAGUACAUUGAAUUUCCUUAAUAAAUGCAAAUAAUUAACCA
Messenger RNA from Parasteatoda tepidariorum (common house spider), 1458 nucleotides. RefSeq lists its product as uncharacterized. NCBI's taxonomy places the organism in Eukaryota, Metazoa, Arthropoda, Arachnida, Araneae, Theridiidae. The record is from RefSeq and is a predicted model, not a curated record. Gene Ontology annotation, cellular component: cytoskeleton.